Molecule: messenger RNA, 1461 nt
Organism: Prorocentrum cordatum
Lineage: Eukaryota; Dinophyceae; Prorocentrales; Prorocentraceae
Source: the annotation of a GenBank genome assembly
CUCAUCAUCUUCAUCCACCCUUCCACCCUCAUCAUCAUGACCUCCGCGGCCGUUUGGGUUCAAGCAGCAAGGCAACUCCCCCAGCGAACCUGCCCUGUGCCCCCCGCACCUCCCCCACCACCAGCCCUACCACCUUUGGGAUAGAAUCCGCCCGUCAGCUUCCCUGGGCCCCUGGCCUUGCACUUCGACUGACAAAUUUCAAAUCCCCAUCGAGGGGUUUUAGACCCUGCCAGCUACCAGCCUGCUCACGAGGCAGAGAUGGAGACGAAGAAGGCUUCGGAUGGCAAGAAGAUGGCUAGCGGCUCCAAGGCCGCGGCCGCGAAGUCCUCCCUGAAGUUCCUCACGCCCCAGGCGCUCGCGGGAGCCAUCGUGGGCCAUGGAGGGUCCAAGAUCGCUGCGAUGCGCAGUGAGAACAGCGCCGGGAUGCAGCUUUCAGACCGCAAGGAGACGUACCCCGGCACUGACAGCCGCCAGCUCACCCUCACGUGCGAAAGCGAGGAGGCACUCCUCAACCUCACCACAAAGAUUCUGAAAAUCCAGUUGGAGCUAAUCUCACCGGAGGAGCUUCAGAAAAGCAAUAAUGACCAAUGGAUUGCCAGAGAGUCCCUCGGCAACGACAGCGAGCUCAAGAUCUGCCUGCUGGUCCCCCGCGCGGCCGGCGGCGGCAUCAUCGGCAAGGGCGGCGCCAGUAUCAAGCAGCUGCGCGAGUCCAGCGGAGUGAAGAGGCUGGUCAUCAGCGACGGCGAGCCCAGCAGCAUGGGCCCUGCUUCCGACCAGAUGGUCAGCAUCACCGGCUCCCUGAAGUCGUGCCAGGCCGUGAUCAAGGAGGUGAGCAAGCAGGUCCAGGCGCUCAGCGGGGAGGGGUGGUUCGGCGCCUGGGUGGCAUCGACUCCAGCUGCGUCCAGCGGCUGGGAGGCCAGCGGUUCUGACUGGAACGACUGGAACAGCAGCUGGGACUGGAACAGCGGCUGGAACGACGGCUGGGGCCACAGCAGCGGUGGGCCGAGCAGCGGUUACUCGGGCCUGAACACUCUCGUUCAGGCUGCAUGGGAUACGCCCCCCAAAGUCCUGGAGGACUCCCGCGGCUUCGCGAUGAGCUGCAUAGUGCCCAAGAACCUCACCGGCGGCCUCAUCGGCCGCGGCGGCCAGAACGUCCAGAAGGUCAAGGAAAGGACCUACGCAGACAUCUCCAUCCGGCCGAUUCCCGAUGACCCCGACCACAACAGCUUGAACAUCGUCGGCCCCCUGCCCAACGCCUGCGCGGCGUAUAUGCUCAUGAUGAAGCUUUAUUUGGACGCCGAGGAUUCCGCCGCCAGCUGAGGAACCCGCGGGUGCCAAGGCGCGAUGCGCACAUCCGCCAGGUCUUCUCCGACCCAGCCAGCGCAACUUGUUGGGUGCCUGGCACGUGCCACAGUAGGUGAGGAAACCACGCCCCAGGCUUCUACAAGAUCCUCAGGAAAA